AUGUCGGUGUCGAGCAGCCUGCUAUACUCCGCAGCUCAACCUACGAGCUUCACCCCCUGGAACAUCAGCUUGAGUUUUAUCACGAUCUGGAUAAUACGACUCUUCUACCGGGUCAACCGAUCUGCAGCUAGAAAGCGGGACUACAGUCGAUUUUCCGACAGCAACAGGUGUGCUCCAACGACCGCAAUGCCCAAAAUUUUUCUAGGUUCCAUCAGGCACAAGGUCAACCUGCUACUGUAUCCAGGAGGAGAUCUUCUCGAUAAUGUAUAUGCAACCAAAUUCAAGAAAUAUGGCUCUACACACGCACUCUACGACCGGUACGGAGUGCCAGUGGUGAUCCAUACAACUGACCCCGUCAAUCUCAAUGCCGUCCUCAGCAAGUCAUCAGCACAUUGGGGCCCAUCAAAGAGCCGAGCUUGUACAAUGUAUCCGCUGGCCCAAGAUGGGCUCUUGAACUCAGAAGGGGAAGCAUGGCAUCGCAAUCGGAAGCUGAUUUUGAGGCACCUUCAUAAUAAGCACAUCAAAGACGUUAAGAAUGCUGAGGGCGAUAUUGAACUUCUGUUCGAUGCCAUUGGCCCGUUCAAGCAGGAUGGUUGGACUGGGGUUGUUGACUUGCUCGAUCUCUUCCAUCGAAUGUCGCUCGACAUCUCUACUAGCUUCCUACUUGGCACCAGCGCCAACUCUCAAGUCAACGGAAUGCGUAACGUAACAAUCCAAGCUGCGAUCGAUGAGUUCGGCUUGCGCCGCGGCAGGAUGGACAGCAAAAUGAGCUACGACGAAGCUUAUGAAAUUGUUCGCCAUUACUAUUCCAUGCGCUCAAAGCUUGGCUCGAAAUACUGGAUGGCAGAUAGUCUCACGGUAUGUGUUGUAACGAUGUAGUCUUUCCAACGCUGUACUGACUCGAAAUAGUACCGUCAAGCCUGUGACACGCUGAACUCGUUUGCGGAUGACCUGAUCAAGCAAGCGAUUGCAAGGUCAAAGAGAGCGGCCAACACUUCAGACGAGCCAAGCAGCCGGUUUGGACUGAUAGACAGUCUCAUCAAAGAGAUUGGAGACCCAGUCCAGAUCCGGAAUCUGGUCAUGGAUCUCUUCAUUGCAGGACAAGUAUGCUAUCCGUGCAUCUGCGUGAUCGAACAGCGACUAACACGUAGCAGAACAUGUCAGGCACGAUGGCCGCAUGGGUAUUUGCCCAGCUCGAGGCUCAUCCCGAUAUCUUCCAACGAGUGCGGGACGAGGUUCUAGAGAAGUUCGGCACCGAGCAAGAGCCUCUUUCGCCCAUCACUUGGGAUGGCCUUCGCUCAUGCACAACUAUGCAGCACGUCAUUCUCGAGACUCUACGGAUGUACCCACUUCUCGCCAACAUUGGCCGCAAUGCCAAAUGCAAUACAGUCUUGCCCCGAGGCGGCGGUAAGGAUGGCAUGCAGCCUAUCGCCGUACCUAAGGGAGCAGCAGUCACAUGCAACAUCUACUUGGUCCAUCGCAGAGAAGCAGAGUGGGGACCAGACGCCUGGGAAUUUCGUCCAGAUCGUUGGGUAGACAAGAAGCUGGGUCCAGAAUAUGCGCCAUUUGGUGCAGGUCCGCGAGUGUGCAUUGGUCGUAAGUCUCUCCCCUGCAGCAGUGGAUUCGCGCAACAGGAUCCAGCUAAGAUCUCGCAGAGCAAAUGACCAUGUCCGAGAUUUCCUAUUUGCUUGCCCGAAUGAUGCAGCGCUUCAGCGAGAUUAAGGCGCCUGAAGGACAGGAUAAUUUAACGAAGGGUUACAGAGUUGUAAUUGCGCCUAAGAACGGUGUCAAGGUCAGGCUACGGCGGGCGGCCUAA
Lecanosticta acicola is the source of this 1816-nucleotide messenger RNA. Lineage: Eukaryota; Fungi; Ascomycota; Dothideomycetes; Mycosphaerellales; Mycosphaerellaceae. The record is from the annotation of a GenBank genome assembly.